UUCUUUAUUUCUGGUAAUGACAGCUUCAAAACUCCAAAACUUUGAAUUGAAUACGCAGAGAGAGAAAGAGAGAUAGGGAGACUUGUUUGUACAGACACAAAUCUAGGAGCGGAAGCUACGCCUCAACUAUCGAAUGAUUUUACUUUUUUUGAGGUGAAGAUGUUGUCAAAGGCAGAUAGCAAAAAGAAGGGUGUUGGGGUUUCAGGAAAUGGGAGGCUUUUGAGCGAUAUCGAAGCGAUAAAUAAGACGUUUUAUUCGGAUAAAACGCUAAGUAGGCUCGCUAGUUCCACGGCUAGUAGUCGAGCCAAGUCCAUUGGAAAGUCUCAUGUUAAGGAGUCUGCUAAAGAUUCGUUCGAGAGGGAUAAGAAGUCGUCUAUUUGGAGUUGGAAGGGUCUCAAGUCCUUGACUCAAGCGAGGAACCGCAGGUUCAAUUGCUGUUUCUCUCUCCAAGUCCACUCAAUCGAUGGCAUGCCAGCUCUCUUUGAUGGCACUUGUCUUGUUGUGCACUGGAAGAGGCGGGACGCUGAGCAGAUGACACGGCCGGUGAGGGUUUGUAGAGGAGUAGCUGAGUUUGAGGAUAUGCUGACUCAUUCUUGCUCGGUCUAUGGUAGUAGAAGUGGCCCCCACCAUUCAACGAAGUAUGAGGCAAAGCAUUCCUCGUUGUUUGUUUCUGCUUGUGAUGCCCCCGAGCUGGACUUGGGGAAGCAUCAGGUGGACUUGACUAGAUUGCUUCCUAUAACGUUGGAGGAGCUGGAGGAGGAGAAGAGCUCGGGUAAGUGGACGACUAGUUUCAGGUUGUCGGGUAAAGCAAGAGGUGCAACAAUGAACGUCAGUUUUGGAUACGCUAUUCAGAACAAUAACACUGAGGUGUCUUGUGUAAAAAGUGUUUCUGAGAUCCCCAGCUUUCAGCGUGACAGCACAAGGAUGGAAAAGCCUGUGGCGCCUUCUGAUCAAAUGACCGAACCAGACAUUUAUCGAUCGGGAAGUCUUCCUGUGAGGUUGUCUGCCACAAACCGGUAUGCAGAAGAUGUAAAGGAUCUUCAUGAGGUUUUGCCGAUGCCAAGGUCAGAACUGCUUGAGUCGAUGAGUAUACUCUACCAGAAACUGGAUGAAGAAAUUAGUAAUACUUCGGUUGAGAAUAAAACGGAGUCUGUUUCUUUAUCUUCAUGUCUUGGCCCGCACAAAGUGGAUCAGUCCAGAGCACCUGAUGCUGGUGAAGAGAAUUGUGGAAAUGAAUGUGAAAUUGCUGAGUUUUCGGUUGUAGAUAAGGGGAUAGAAGGCAAAGAAUAUGUGGGACCCGAAGAUGAGAUGUUGAAGAUUGCUGAAGAGACUGGAAAUGAUCUAGAAGCUGACUUUGCUGUUGAGAUGGUCCUUGGCUCGGGUAGCUCCUCUGAUCUCUCACCAAACGAACUAUCCUCUGAAGCUGACGAGCAAUCAGUACAAGCGUGCAACAACGCCGCGGAAGGAAAAAACAUCUCCGUGGAGGAAGCCCCUGAGCGAGAAAUGGAAUCUCCGCUAAGUUGUGUAACAGAGGUGGCGAAUGAAAAAUUAGAAUCUCAAAAUGAAGAGAUUGAUGCUAUACACUUUGAAAAUUAUUUGGAGGCUAAUUCUGAUUACCGAGAUUGUAACAAGGGAAAAUCGCUCGAUUUGGAUGAUAUUACUAACUCAGUGGCUACUGAUUUCUUGGAGAUGCUGGGUAUAGAUCACAGUCCAUUUAGCUUGAGUUCCGAAAGUGAGCCCGAGUCUCCAAGAGAGCGUCUGCUCAGGCAGUUUGAGAAGGAUUCUCUUGCCGAAGGAGGUUUACUCAACUUUGGUAUUGAUGAUUAUCCAUUAGAACUUGCAAGCGACAUUCCAAUGGGAAGUGGCUCUGAGGAUUUCCACCAUCCACAGAUAUUUGAAGGUGUCGAGGAGAUGUCUAGGAUGGCAGAUGCAUUCGGGGCUGAAACUAGGGCCUUGAGAAUGGAAGAUUUGGAAACCGAAGCCUUGAUGCGUGAGUGGGGCUUGAACGAGAGAGCAUUUCAACACUCUCCACCUGGUGGUUCUGGUUUUGGCAGUCCAAUUGAUAUGCCUCGUGACGAUCCUCAGCAGCUUCCUCCCCUGGGUGAAGGUUUGGGUUCCUUUGUGCAGACGAGAGACGGUGGGUUUCUACGAUCUAUGGAUCCUGCACUUUUCAGGAAUGCCAAGAGUGGUGGGAGUUUAAUUAUGCAGGUGUCCAAUCCUGUGGUGGUGCCUGCAGUAAUGGGGUCUGGUGUAAUGGACAUACUUCAAGGUCUGGCGUCUAUCGGGAUCGAGAAGCUCUCUAUGCAGGCCAAGAAAUUAAUGCCAUUGGAAGAUCUAACGGGGAAGACCAUCCAACAGGUAGCUUGGGAAGGCGAACUGCGUCUGGAGGGACCUGAGAGGCAAGAGUUGGUGCAUCAGGAAUCCGAAGUAAUGAAGAACGUGCAUCAUGAAAACAAGAACGUGAAAGGCUCAUCCCGUUUCCAAUCGCUUAAAAGGGACACGGAAUAUGUGUCUUUAGAGGAUCUUGCUCCUCUGGCCAUGGAUAAAAUUGAAGCGCUUUCGGUCGAGGGCCUGAGGAUACAAUCCGGCAUGUCAGACGACGAUACUCCUUCAAAUAUUAGUGCGCAGUCGAUUGGGGAAUUUUCUGCACUCAAGGGAAAGACGGUCGAUGUUGGUGGCUCCAUAGGUCUUGAUGGCAGUGGUGGAUUGCAGCUGCUUGAUGUUAAAGAUAAUGGCGAAGAUGUUGAUGGGUUGAUGGGCCUGUCUCUGACACUCGACGAAUGGAUGAAGCUGGAUUCCGGUGACAUCGAUGAUGAUGAUCUUGCAAGCGAGCGGACCUCCAGAAUACUGGAAGCCCAUCACGCUACUUCUCUGGACCAUUUUCGAGGGAGGUCAAAGGGGGAGAAGAGACGGGGAAGGAGUCGGAAGUAUGGUCUGUUAGGCGACAAUUUCACUGUGGCGUUAAUGGUUCAGCUGCGCGACCCUCUACGUGACUAUGAGCCAGUUGGCACCCCGAUGCUCGCUCUCAUUCAAGUUGAGAGAGUGUUUGUUCCUCCAAAGCCUAGAAUCUACAGCACGGUUUCUAUAUGGAGGAGCUCUGACGAUGAUAACGAGGAUAAACGAACCAAGGCCGGUGCCAAAGAGGACAAUGUUGCGGAAAAGCAGACAGAAGACGAGAGUAACGAGGAAGAGAAGAUUCCCCAAUACAAGAUAACUGAGGUGCAUGUGGCCGGAUUGAAGGCGGAGCAGGGGAAGAAGAAGCUUUGGGGUUCUGCGAAUCAGCAACAGUCAGGAUCCCGGUGGCUGCUUGCGAAUGGAAUGGGGAAGAAGAAUAAGCACCCGUUAAUGAAGUCAAAGGGUGCUCCCAAAUCAUCUGCUGCCUCUGCGCCAACUUCAACAACUGUGCAGCCGGGAGAGACGUUGUGGAGCAUUUCUUCUCGGGUCCAUGGAUCCGGGGCGAAAUGGAAAGAACUCGCGGCACUCAAUCCACACAUUAGAAAUCCGAACGUCAUCCUCCCAAACGAGACGAUCAGAUUACGCUAGGAGGUUGAAACCUCUGUCUAUAUCAACUGUGAGUAGCUUGAUUUUAUAUAUGCAUAUAGAGGCUCUCCUUUGAAGUGAACUAAAACUUUCAUUCUUGCCAGUGUGAAAAAAUGUGAAACAUAGAAUAUAGGUUUGUUGUUUUGACUUUUCAUUUAUGAUUUAAUGAGAUCUUUCUUCACUUGAAA
Salvia splendens (bonfire salvia) is the source of this 3728-nucleotide messenger RNA. Its product is annotated as protein PLASTID MOVEMENT IMPAIRED 1-RELATED 1-like. Bases 160 to 3543 code for a protein of 1127 amino acids. The transcript has 3 exons. The record is from RefSeq and is a predicted model, not a curated record. Lineage: Eukaryota; Viridiplantae; Streptophyta; Magnoliopsida; Lamiales; Lamiaceae.